CUCUGUGCUGAGCGGUGGUGCUGCAGGCGAGGGAUGGCGCUGUGGGCUCUGCAGCGCUGUGAGCGUCAAGGGUUGGCAGCAGCUCCAGGUGUGCAAAACCCGACCCAGGCCCUGGAGCCCUCUCAGCCCGGAAGCCCUCAGGGCAGGACGUCCCCGUGGUGGCUGCGAUUCCUGGUUCCCUUCCUGGAGGUGCAGUCAUCUGAAUCAACACGUCACCGCGCGGCAGCGGCCGCUCCCAGGGCCAGGUGAGCUGAGAGCUCCGGGUGGGGAUGACGACGCUCACACGUCGGGGAUGGCGUGGGGACAAAAGGACUGAGCCUGAGCAGGACGCGGCUGCGGACAGGGAGCUGCCUGACGAUGACUCUGACAACUCCAAAGCCCCCCGCCUCACGCUGAUGGAGGAGGUGCUGCUCCUGGGGCUGCAGGACAAGGAGGGCUACCCAUCCUUCUGGAAUGACUGCCUGUCCCCUGGUCUGCGCGGCGGCAUCCUCAUCGAGCUGGCACUGCGGGGCCGCAUCCAUCUGGAGCCACUCACAGCCAGGAAGAAACAGCUGCUGGACAGGAAGGUGCUGCUGAAGUCGGCUGCUCCCACCGGUGAUGUCCUCCUGGAUGAGACCCUCCGGCACAUCAAAGCCUCUGAGUCCAUGGAAACGGUGCAGACCUGGAUAGAGCUGCUCACAGGCGAGACCUGGAACCCCUUCAAGCUGCAGUAUCAGCUGCGGAACGUGCGUGAGCGUGUGGCCAAGGGCCUGGUGGAGAAGGGGAUCCUCACCACGGGGAAGCAGAGCUUCCUGCUCUUCGACAUGACCACCCACCCCGUCUGUGACACCACUGAGAAGCAACGCCUGCUGAGGAAGCUGCAGGGCAGCGUGUUGGAGCGCUGGACGGGGGACCUGCGCCGCAUGGACCGCAGGCUGCUGGCGCUGCUGGUGCUGGCCCACACCUCGGAUGUGCUGGAGAAGGCUUUGGGCAGCCUGGAGGACACCCAGUAUGAGAUGGCCAUGAGCAGAGCCAAGGAUGUGCUGGAGGCCGAUGCGGAGCUUGAGGCGGCCCAGGGCAGAGGGACAGAGGUGAUCUGGGCUGUGCUGGCGGCCUUUAACAGGGCCUAAAUCCUACGGUGGGCCCACGAGAGGUGGCUGAGGGCUGUGGGUCCACGCGUGGAGCUGCUCCCCUGGGAAGGGCCGUGCGCCCCUUGGGGGCUGCAUGCAGAGCCUCCUCCUCCACCCCGCUGUGUUGGAAUUGGAACCUGGUGCCUUUGUGGCUGCAAGUGCUGAGGGGAGCUCGAGGGUCUCUGUGUCAGAGAGGAAGGGAGAAGUUUACACUAUUUUUUUUAUUA
This is a messenger RNA of Tympanuchus pallidicinctus (lesser prairie-chicken), 1336 nucleotides long. RefSeq names its product golgi phosphoprotein 3 like (gene GOLPH3L). NCBI's taxonomy places the organism in Eukaryota, Metazoa, Chordata, Aves, Galliformes, Phasianidae. The coding region runs from base 270 to 1109 and encodes 279 amino acids. Gene Ontology annotation, cellular component: trans-Golgi network; cytosol; Golgi cisterna. The record is from RefSeq and is a predicted model, not a curated record. The transcript is spliced from 5 exons. Gene Ontology annotation, biological process: Golgi vesicle budding; Golgi to plasma membrane protein transport; retrograde vesicle-mediated transport, Golgi to endoplasmic reticulum. Gene Ontology annotation, molecular function: phosphatidylinositol-4-phosphate binding.